AUGUGGUUUUUGCUGCUGCUCUUGCUGCAGGCCGAGCGAGCUUGGGCCUACGGCAUGCAGCUGAAGAGCGACAACGCAAACACCUUAACACCGAAUGCGAGUUUGCGGGCGCAUUCAAUUCGGCGUUUUUCUAAGGCGGUGUUUUAUGCUCGUCAACUCGAAGCAAUAUGCAAAUCACAACCCGCUAAAGAGACACAGGAAGCAGCAGCAGCAGCAGCAGCAGCAGCAGGGACGCAGUCUGGAGAGGCCGCCGGCACUGCAGCAGCAGCAUCAGCAGCAGACGCAGCAGCAGAAGGAACAGGAAAGACCUUGUGCGACGGGAAGACGUGUCUAGAUGCUGCAGCAUAUCGCUGCUUUAUGGAGUCGGUGCUGCUGCAGGAGAAGCAGCAAUGGGCAGCAGCAGCAACAACGCUGCAGCAGCUGCAGCAGCUGUAUAUACAGCUCAAACACCUCAGCAGCACCCAACCAGAAUCAGAGCAGCUUUAUAAAAAAAAGUUAGAGGCACUUGAGCCGCUGCUGCGCCUCUGUGUCUUUCACUCUGGAGAUAUCCGUGCUGCUGCGCUGCAGCAGCACCAGCAGCAGCAGCAAGCGGGCGACAGCAAAAAGCGAGCAGCAGCAGCAGCUGCUGCUGCUAGCAGCAGCAGCAGCAACUCCGGCUGUGUCGCCGUGUGGCGAGGCGUCCCUGUACACCCCAAGAGAGAGAAACCGAGAGCAGCAAUUGCUGCAGCACUUGCGAACUGGCAGCAGCAGCAGCUGCUGCCAGUUGAAACCCUGCGCGCUCUUGCUGCUGCUGCUGCUGCAGCAACAGCAGCAGCAGACAUCACAGCAGCAGCUCCAGCACUCAUGGAAAGAGAUGCCCAGGGAUGGGCAGAACAAUACGGCGAGGCCUCUGCGCGUUUCCGCGGCUGCGUAGAAUUAAUACACAAGGAGCUGAUGGCAGAGCCAGAAGAGGCGUCGUGGCUGCAAGCUCAGGCCUUGCUGCUGCUGACGGUUGGUCGUGCUGCUGCUGCUGCACCCACUGUUGCUGCUGCUGCAUCAGUUGUUGCUGGUGCUGCUGUAGCGUCAGGAAAAGGCACUAGAGAGUUGCUGCUGGGGCGCCACAUGUUGCUGCAUGAGCGGCAUUUGCUGCUGCUGCCUGCUGUUGCUGCUGCAGCUGAUCUUAAAGGAGGCCGGGAGCAGUCGCGAGCGCAGGAGGGAUAUCGCUUUGCUAGCCUUCUGCUGCAGGGUCUAGAGCGCAUGCAAGGAGAGGAUUCACUUCCUGAUGAUCGCCGGCCGCAGCUGCAGCGAUGGGUGCAGGUGGCUAAGGACAGCAAGUAUGUGCAGCAGCAGCAGCAGCAGCAGCAGCCGCAGCAGCAGCAGCACCAGCAGCAGCACCAGCAACAGGAGGUUGUGUGGGUCUUAGCGCGGGCUGUAUCAACGCGACAGGCCACGUGGGCACUUAAAGCAGAUGUGAGGGGGCUGCUGCUGCUGCUGUAA
This is a messenger RNA of Eimeria acervulina, 1476 nucleotides long. RefSeq names its product signal recognition particle, putative. Gene Ontology annotation, molecular function: endoplasmic reticulum signal sequence receptor activity; signal recognition particle binding; 7S RNA binding. Gene Ontology annotation, cellular component: signal recognition particle, endoplasmic reticulum targeting. The coding region runs from base 1 to 1476 and encodes 491 amino acids. Lineage: Eukaryota; Apicomplexa; Conoidasida; Eucoccidiorida; Eimeriidae. Gene Ontology annotation, biological process: SRP-dependent cotranslational protein targeting to membrane. The transcript is spliced from 8 exons. The record is from RefSeq and is a predicted model, not a curated record.